Messenger RNA from Betta splendens (Siamese fighting fish), 3414 nucleotides. RefSeq names its product c2cd2 like (gene c2cd2l). Bases 381 to 2435 code for a protein of 684 amino acids. Gene Ontology annotation, cellular component: cytoplasmic side of apical plasma membrane. Gene Ontology annotation, biological process: positive regulation of insulin secretion involved in cellular response to glucose stimulus. The record is from RefSeq and is a predicted model, not a curated record. The transcript has 15 exons. NCBI's taxonomy places the organism in Eukaryota, Metazoa, Chordata, Actinopteri, Anabantiformes, Osphronemidae. Gene Ontology annotation, molecular function: phosphatidylinositol binding; phosphatidylinositol transfer activity.
CGCGGACACUGCCAUUUAUAGUCAAAUCAGCAUUGUAGAGAGGUGGCAGCGGUAGGAGGGCAGCAAUCAGUGGAUAUAGUAAAACCUGCCGGAGCCUGUAACGCGUUAAAGGAGAGCGGGAGGUUCGGGUUUGAAUCGAUAGAUGACAGUAGAGAGGCGUCAGACGACACGUCGCCGUUGACUCGGAGAUGGGUCACACAGGUUUGUUGUUGGCAGCGCAGGAUUUCUCCGUGGAGCCACUUACAUGUUACCGAUGUCUCGCUUUCGAUUCCCUGCAGCCCGCACCUCGGACCCUUUAAACGUUUACACAGCUGAUCCACUCUGAUCGUCCUGGUAUUUCCAUCUGGACCUGAUGAUAUGAGAGGCUCCAGGAGGCGGUGAUGGAGCUCCGGGAGUUGGGCUGGCUGGUUCUGGUGGGUCUCUUCUUCGCCUCCUUGCUGAUCGUGCUGGGAUGGCUCCUCCAGUACUUGCAGACCGUGCUGCGGCUGUGGCGAUCCAAAAAGACAGCCAAGCCGGACCGGACGGAACCAGUGUGGUGGAAGGUGUUCUCCCAGCCCCGCGGGAGGCACGCGGGAGGCGUGUGGGGCUUUCUGAUGAAGCUCCGCACCGGCCGGGAUGGAGCGCCUGCACCCGAGGCCGGGGUCAAAGGCCUCGUGACCUCGCUGCUCUCCUUCAAGUCCUUCAGGGAACACUGGCAGAGAACCUGGCUCAAAGCCCUGAAUGAGCAGGCGUGCAGGCAAGGGAGCUCCAUCCAGAUCACAUUUGACAGCGGUCUCCAGCUAACUGCUGCCUCUGCAAUAGAUAGCGUGACCUGCGCUGACCAAUCGCCACACAGAAUGGUCUUGGACUGCAAGUGUUGGGUGGACACAGUGACAUUUCCUGUGACGGUCACCCAGCAGUCACCUGCUGCUGUUUCCAUGGACACCUAUCAGAUCAACAUAGCACCUAUGAUGGCAAAGGUGGUGGUGUGUUUGGAGGAGGUGGAGGACGAGGGCCUGCUGAUGUCCUGGACUCUUUCCAAGCAGCCGUCUUUUUCUUUGACAGUGUCUCAGUGCAAGCUGCACAGACAAGGCGCUGAGGGUGAGGCAGACCUAUGCACAAUUAAGGGACUGAUAGAGGACACUCUGUUCAGCACUCAACCUGCCAUGGUCCUCAACCUCAAGACCUCUGCACCCAGUUCUGUGUACCCUAUGGACCAACUAUCAGUGGGACAAAACUCAAUAUCACAGGGUGUCUUUGUGCAGCGACUACUGCUCCGGCAGCUCACGGUGACCUUAAGUAAAGGUCAGUGGUCCAGAUCUGGGGAGCUGUGCUGUGUUCUGAACCUGGACCAACCCUCCGCGGAAAGGACGACCCGCUUCCUGUCUGUGCCCAGCAACCCCAGCAGCCCGCUGGAAUGGAGUGAAGACAUUUCUCUGGAGCUGGGCCCAGAUUCUAAAGAGCUGAGAAUAAGACUCCUGGAGCGGAGCGGCAAAAGGGAACAAUUCCUGCCUGGUCAUGCAUCCAUUGCUCUGGACCCACGCUGCAGGACUCCCGCUGGGCAGCAUAUACUGUCAAUAAGUCCCGGCCACGGUUUGGCACCAAACGCUACCGUCACGGCUGAGCUGCUGUAUGGGGAAACUGAGGACGGGCACAAUGACCACAAUACGUUGCCACUACGGACGUCACUCACUCCCACCAAGAAAGUAGAUGUGGACCGAACUAUCAUGCCAGACGGAACCAUCGUCACCACCGUGACGACUGUCCAGUCCCGACUUAAAGUGGAACGCAGCCCAGGUGAUUCUCCUUUGCGUUCGCCAUCAAAGGUGGAGGUGACUGAAAAGAAACCCACCAUUCUGUCCGAUGGGAGAGGCAACCCCAGCCCCAACCCCAGCAAGACGGCCAUUCGGCAGUUGACGGAGUCCGCCACCAAAGUGGCGCGCAAGACACCAACAAAAAGGAGCACGUUGAUCAUUUCAGGCGUGUCAAAGGUUCCCCUUACAGAAGAUGACUGUGUGUUAUCAAGUAGCUAUGCCGCUGCCAUGGAUGCAGCCAUGCAUGGCAACCAUUUUGGGGCAGGGCAUCAACUGGACCCAGAUGAAACUACGCCGUCUGAUGUCUCAGAGCGUCCUUCUGUGGAAGAUGUGGAAUCAGAUACUGGUUCUACUGGUGCCUUGGAAACCCGUAGUCUCAAGGAUCAUAAAGUGGGUUUUCUGCAAAGUGGGUCAAAGCUCUUGUUCCGCAGAAGACAACGGGAGAAGGAGUCUUGCCUCAGCCAGUCCCAUGAAGACAUCUCCAACAUGGGCAAUAACUUUGCUGCUGCAGCAACUAUUAAUCGUAAAAAGUCUGGCAGCUUCUCCAGGCGACUCAUCAAACGCUUCUCUUUCCGCUCAUCAGGCAAAUCAAAAGGCAAAAGCACUGCUACCAAUGGAGGAGCAAGCUCACUGGAUGCCUAAUCAUUUUUAUACUGUCACUCUGACUUGGAUUGUUUCAAGGCAUCUGCUAUCAGAGGAAAUGCUAAGUCCAGCUUGUGGAAGGUCGUACACGCCAGGCAGACUGAUACCCGGUGAUUGCAGCUCAAAAAAAAUCCUGCAGCCAGGAUCUUUUGCAGACUUUUCAAGCCAGAUAACAAGUUGAAACUGUUUAAAUUCUGAUGGUUCUGUCAUUAUUAAAACCAUGAUCAGGUUCUCCUCACCUUGUGUUUCCAAUUCACUCCCGUAGGUGAGAAGUACAUCAAAGCAAAUUAUAAAAACUGCUUUUUUAUUGCAAUAACUAUCAUUAUUGUGCAGCAAGUCUGCUGACGUGAUCAACUUAUAAUCAUCAAAAGAAAUUUAGGAGUAAUAUAAUGUAGAUGUUUUUAAAUUAUAUUUAAGUCUCAUAUAGGUGACAAGCUGUUGUAACUAUCUGAGGCAAGAUCUUUACUCAAACAAAGUUUGUGACGGGUGGUAAGUGGUGUUAAUGUACUCAGGGUUAGACAUGGAAUUGCCACUAACAAUUAGCGAUGUGAGGAAAUGUGCUGUAUCCUUUUAAUGGCAAAAAGAACCAGUGUGUAAGAAAAUGUACAUACAUUUUUGGCCAUUUGUGUUUUGUCAAAUGAUAAAAACAUGUUUUAACUGUCUGUGUUAAAUAUGGGACUUUAGAACAAGAUAAAUUAUUUUGAUUUAUUGUUUGUGUUUGUUUGCACUAGUCUAAGGAGAGCAAAUAAAAGGGAUCACUGACACUGUCAAAGGGACACAAAUGAACAUGUUCCUUGAGCAACCAAAUUAAAAUGCUGAAGAAAUGAACAAAGCCACUACACUGAUUAAAGGCACAUUAUAUACUGUAUAUAUCGCUAGAAUGUGACACAGAAAGUGACUGCAAUAUUUAAAAUAUGUAUGUCUCUUGAUAUAUUGAAGCAGUUUAAUUUAUUGAAAAUAAAUUAUUUUUCAAGCAUCA